GCCACCUUACGAGGAGGACAAGUGCGCCUCCCUGCACCCAUGCUUGGUGUAUUCAUCUGGCAGGUUUUAAAAAGGCAAGCCUACUCUGGAGAGGAUCAGACUGCCUGCAAAACUUAUCCAGAGGGGACUGUGUCAUCAACCGGGAGCUGCUUACACAGAGGCAGGGACAUCAGCUCUGAUAACCCAGCAGAAACGCUAAAGGACAUUAUAGCGUGCGAGUUAUUUCUCCGUUGCAUAUUGAGUAAUCAGCUCAGCUGGGUGAAUCUACCAGGUGGACAGCCGGUGCUGCUGGAUGCCGUAUCUCUCACAGAGACUCCAGCUCUGAUUCCCGGAGAUAGCUCAUCCAGCAAUCUUCCUCUCAGUCCUUUGAUCUACUAAUAGGCAUCGGUGGAACAUUUCAUUUCCUUUCUUUUUGCCGACGGACAUCAUGACAGUCGGGUUUUGUCUGCUGCUGUCUUUUCUAUCAGCACUAUCUCGGUGCCUGGGCUCAUACGUGCCCUGUGAGCCGUGCGACCCGAAGGCACUGUCCAUGUGUCCCCCGGUGCCGCUGGGCUGCCAGCUCGUCAAGGAACCGGGCUGCGGCUGCUGCCUGACCUGCGCCCUCGCGGAGGGACAGGCUUGCGGCGUCUACACCGGGACGUGUGCCCACGGGCUGCGCUGCCUGCCCCGCAGCGGCGAGGAGAAGCCGCUACACGCCCUGCUACACGGCAGGGGACUGUGCACCAACGAGAAGGGAUACAAGCCCAUAGACCACGAGUCGCGUGAGCAUGAGAACACGGGCCAUGCUGAAGCACCGGAGAACUCGUACCUCCUCGCAAAGAUGCCACUGCUCCCUAAAGACCACAUGACCAGGAAGAAGGCACAGGCCGUGCAGAAUGACCGCAAGCGGCAGCAGGGCAAGUCACGGUCGGUGGGGCACGCGGACUACUCCCUGCUGGGUGGCGACAAGCUUGUGAGUGAGCUGGGCCCCUGCAGGAGGAAACUGGAUGGGAUCAUCCAGCGGAUGAAGGACACAUCACAAGUGAUGGCCCUAUCCCUAUACCUCCCGAACUGUGACAAAAAGGGCUUCUUUAAGCGCAAGCAGUGUAAGCCUUCCCGUGGACGCAAGCGAGGGAUCUGCUGGUGUGUCGACAAGUACGGGGCGCAGCUGCCUGGCACAGACUACAAUGGGGGCGACGUGCAGUGCAAGGAUCUAGAAAACACCGGAAACACCAACGAGUGAGGAUUCCCGGCCCCGCCCAGCAUAGUCACUGCCCCUUCCCUACUUUAUCCUGCUCCGCCCCCUCCUCCCAUGCAACAUUUUGACAUUUGAGAUGCAAAAGAGACAAGGAGAGCAAGUGGAAUGCCAGCUGGGUGGCUCCCGGACUCACGCUGCUGGACGCGGGUCCGUACAAACAAUUUGUCGAAAUAUGUAGAAAUAUUCAUUUAUUUUUAUAGCAGCUGGGGUUUCAGCACCGGACUUUUUCUUUGCAAACUAAGCUAUCAGAACACAAGGCACUAAGAGAUAAUGUCUAUCUGUCUCACUGAUGAUACCGUUAUAUUUGAAAUCAUAGCAGUUCUGUACAUAAGAAUGAUUUCAUUAUCUCAGCAUACAUACAUGCGCACACAAGCAGAUACAUACUGACACACACAUACAGUACAGAUACCGUUCUUACGCUCUCAUGUCUGAUCAUCACAUGGUUGCUUUGCAGGAAACCUCAUUUUCGGGACAACGCCUGAUGAGACCCCUCAGGUCUGCACAUGCUAGAUAUAUUUUAGGCAUAGUAAUGCAGGGGUGUGGGGGUAGAGGCCGUGACUGCGUGAGCUUGAGGGCACCCUACUCCUAGUGAUGUGGGAGGGGUGGGGGUUUAUGUGCAGGCACCAGUUGUGCUUCCUGUUACACUGACACCCCUGUAACUGAUUUGCAUCCUUUGCUUAAACGUUUCCACUCCUGCAAACCCUACAUUCAAAUUAGUGGCUUGGAGAGGCCCUGCUCUUGCUCUCGCUCAAAGCACUUCCUAAGCUUACUGGGGUGGAUUUCAGCACAAAUAAAUAAAUAAGAAGAUCUGCAUUGUGUCAGGCCCUCUACCUGCUCCCCACGUGUUCCUGAACUUUGCCACAAGAUGGCACUGUGCUGGACCCUCUUCCCACUCUCCACAUGUUCCUCCACUGCGAGGUUCACCUGCAUACCAGCACACCCCUGUCGGGCCUUUGGUGCUGUCCCGUAUGUAAAUUUCAGUGCCUUCCCACACACAAAUACAUUUCAAUGUAAAUUUGCAUAGAAAAUGAGGGUUUAAAAUUUAAACAAAAAAAAAGUGAUGCUAAACCAUUACCUGCAGCUGUGUGGAGAGAUGCUAGUUUUCCCCUCAUGGAAGCACAUUGUUGUCAGUGACAGCAGUGAUGAACCUUCAGGUUUGAGAAACAUUACCAGCAGAAAUGCCCCCUCCUCCAGCACUCAACCCACCUCCAUGCUCUGGGGCACAUAAUUUAUGUAGCUUUUCAACUCCCUUCUCUGUAAAAGGAAUCUCCCUUGUUUGUGUCUAGUCAACCAUGAGAUGUAAACACUACUAUAAGGAGUAUUGUGUUUCCAAAGUAGCCCAAAAUCUAGAAUUGUGACAAGCCUCAGGUUAUCUAAGGACGGGGGGGGGGGGGGUCAACGCAGGCUAUAUUGCUGGGUUACAGUGAAUGAGCAGGAAAAGGACAGAUUCUGUAAUGGAAAUACACCACCUCAUUUUCUCAGCCCACUGAUAGAAGCUAGCUCUUAAAUGAUUUAAUAUGCACCAUAUUCAAAACGGGCUUUGAUUAGAAUGGCACAGACACGUGCAGGACCUGGAACAGGUCGUGACUUGGGGGCAGCUCCAAAGGUCUCCCCUGUGAGGCAGAGUCAUCUCUGAGGCCCGGAGGCCCUUCCCAGGCACAACACACACAUGACUUAAAUACCACUAUCAUGGACACACAAAGGAGCUACUGGGAGCUGGGAACCAGAGACUGCUAGGCGGGGACCAAAUUUCAAUCUGAGACACCUCACUCAGACCCCCGCUCGCUCACUCUCUCCUUCCCAUUGGACAUGACGUCCAACGUACCUCCAAGGCUUAGCUGUCUAUUGGGCCUUGAUUUCAGCUCCUAUAGCUGUGACAAACUAAUGAUGACAUCCUGAAAAUGUGUCCCUAUUAACCAAGGAAAAUGCUCUGGUCCUGAACUGUGUGACCUAUCCCUCUUUUACUGACGGGAGAAGGGAGAAGAGGAGAAAGGGCAGAAGGUCAACUUACAUGUAAAAAUCCCAUCUUGGUACAAUUCAGAUUCAAAAAGGAAAUAUCGGGUAACUUCAUUUGCACCUUCUGCUCUGUCAAAAUGCAAAUGUCAAAACCGAGCCUCAUCCAUUAUGUUCUCCAUAUUGCAGUCCUUUUUAUCUGGCUCAUUCUGAGCUUUCCACCUUUUUUAUUAGUGCAAUGUUCACAACUUUUACUAUAGCAGUACAGUAACAGUAAAGCAGCGAUGAACUGCUUGUUAUAUCAGCACCAGAUGUAAACUUUGUGGAAAUAAAAAAAUCACGACCAUGAUAAAAUCCAACUUUUGGAAACAUCUAAUAAACUCUUAUGGAAAAAAUCUAAUUAUUAAGAAAGUGAAUAUCACUGUGUAAUAUUUAUUCAUUUAACUCAUAAUUUAUGUACUCUCAAUCUUUGUCUUUUUUCUAUGGCAAAGCAUUUAUUUAAAUAAAGUUAUGUAUUCAUUUA
This is a messenger RNA of Brienomyrus brachyistius, 3713 nucleotides long. RefSeq names its product insulin-like growth factor-binding protein 5. Gene Ontology annotation, biological process: regulation of insulin-like growth factor receptor signaling pathway. The transcript is spliced from 4 exons. Gene Ontology annotation, molecular function: insulin-like growth factor I binding; fibronectin binding; insulin-like growth factor II binding. NCBI's taxonomy places the organism in Eukaryota, Metazoa, Chordata, Actinopteri, Osteoglossiformes, Mormyridae. The record is from RefSeq and is a predicted model, not a curated record. Bases 428 to 1222 code for a protein of 264 amino acids. Gene Ontology annotation, cellular component: extracellular region.